AGUGAGACUCUGUCUCAAAAAAAAAAAAAAAACAAACAAAAAACUAUGAACAGACCCUUGACAGCGAUUCCUAUCCCAGGAAUUUAUCUUAUAGCUAUACCUACACACGUGAAAAUAAUGUAAGUACGAUAUUAUCUGGAAAGAUACAAAAGAAGCAGGUAGUACUGGUUACCUUUGUAGAAAGGAUCUAAUGAUGGCAAGGCAAAAGUGGAAUGAAUGAGAUUUCUUCACUGAAUAUUCUUGGUACCUUUUGAACUCUGAACCAUGUUAUUGUUACCUAUUGAAUGAAUGAACAAACGAAUAAAUGUUAAUAUGGAAAAAUGGGUCAGUAAUGGAGAUCCUAAUUAUUGAUUAUAUCCUGAACAAUAUAAGAUCUCUUACAGUCAGAAGAAAUGCUAUGUAACAACCCCAAAAUUUCAGUGGCUUACAGAAUUUUGUGCUUAUGGAUCUUUGGGUAACCUGUUGUUUAGAUCUUGGCUAACCUAGCCUAGACUCCAGACUUUAGUUUUGGGUUCAGAUCUGCUCCAUGUGUCUUCAUUUUGGGACUCAGACUGAAAAUGUAAAACUACCUGAAUCAUGUUUUUCUCAUGACUGAGGGUGACAGUUCAAGAGAGCUUCUGGAAAUUUGCCUAGUGCCUCAGCUCAGAAGUCACACAUUGGAAUGUCUGCGUGUAUUCCAUCGGUUAAAACAAGUCACACAGCCAAGCCAAAAGUCAACAGGGUCAAGAUGUAUACUCUGCCUACUGGAAGCACUGCAAAGUCACAUGACAAAGGGUGUGGAUGAAUACUUCCAUUACAUAGGAGGAGGAAGACUUGGGAGAUGUCCUUUGCUUCUCAGAUGUAAUGCACUUUAAGUUUGUUAUUCAACAGUGAAAAUGAGUCAUACAGAGGUUAAAUUAAAAAUACCUUUUGGAAAUAAAUUACUAGAUGCUGUUUGUUUGAUACCUAACAAGAGCUUGACGUAUGGAAUAAUCCUUACACAUGGAGCAUCAGGAGAUAUGAAUCUUCCUCAUUUGAUGUCACUGGCAUCCCAUCUUGCAUCUCAUGGGUUUUUUUGCCUGAGAUUUACCUGUAAAGGCCUUAAUAUUGUACAUAGAAUUAAGGCGUAUAAGUCAGUUUUGAAUUACCUAAAGACCUCAGGAGAAUAUAAACUUGCAGGUGUUUUCCUUGGAGGUCGUUCAAUGGGCUCAAGAGCAGCUGCUUCUGUUAUGUGUCAUAUUGAGCCAGAUGAUGCUGAUGAUUUUGUUCGAGGUCUCAUUUGUAUUUCUUAUCCACUGCACCAUCCAAAGCAGCAGCAUAAACUCAGAGAUGAAGAUCUCUUUCGUAUAAAAGAUCCUGUACUGUUUGUGUCAGGCUCAGCAGAUGAAAUGUGUGAAAAGAAUUUGUUGGAGAAAGUGGCACAGAAAAUGCAAGCUCCCAAUAAAAUCCACUGGAUUGAAAAGGCAAAUCAUUCCAUGGCAGUGAAAGGACGGUCAACAAAUGAUGUUUUCAGAGAAAUAAAUACACAGAUUUUGUUUUGGAUCCAAGAAAUCACUGAAAUGGACAAGAAAUAAUUGUCAUUAGUUAAAAGCCAUGUUAUUUUGAAUACAAAUACAGUUAAUUUGAUAAAGAACAGUAUACCUCUCAGCAGUAUGAGAUAUAUUUCAGACUAAUUUAAUGUUCUUUAAUGUUCCCCUAUUUUUAAACACAUUUUGAUUGUGAAAUUGAUGUCUUUCACAAAAUGUCUUUUGAGAGCACUGUUAUAGUUGUAUAAAGAUGAUGUAAAAAUAUUGAAGGUGGUCUAAAUAUAAUUUAUUUUCAUUAGCAUAGUUAAGUUUUGAAAAAAAUUAAACAUUUGAAUUUUGUUACAA
Molecule: messenger RNA, 1850 nt
Organism: Lemur catta (Ring-tailed lemur)
Lineage: Eukaryota; Metazoa; Chordata; Mammalia; Primates; Lemuridae
Gene: TEX30
Product: testis expressed 30
Exons: 6
Coding region: 876-1553 (225 amino acids)
Source: RefSeq, a predicted model, not a curated record